UGGUCUCUCUGUGGUCCAGUGUCGUUCUCAGAGGUCCAGUCGUCUGGAGAAACUGUGGCGUGUCUCUCGGAUCUCGUCCCAAAGCCAUCUCAAGCCCCGCCCUCUGUGAAGCCCGCGCCGUUGCCUAGCGACAGCGCCGACAUGGCUCACGUGAGGCCGUCGUCGCUGAAGCAGCCUCCUGCCUUACCGCCGAAGCCAUACAGCCGUAUCCCCAACCACCUGACAGAGACGCUGGCCAGACUCUCUCCGCCUCUGCCUCCAAAGAAAGUGAUGAUCUGCGAGCCGGCGCCCUCGUUUCCCCUCAAAUGCCUGCCGUCCCAGGGCUCGCACACACACACACACACGCUCACACACACACACACGCUCACACACACGCACCCGCAGCAGUACGCCACGCUGCCGCUGUCGCUGCACCCGCCCAGCCGCAUCAUCGAGGAGCUCAACAAAACACUCGCGCUCACCAUGCAGAGAUUCGAGAGGUGAGGAUGCGCACACACACAUGCACACAUGCGCGCA
Messenger RNA from Puntigrus tetrazona (Sumatra barb), 516 nucleotides. RefSeq names its product phosphatase and actin regulator 1-like. The record is from RefSeq and is a predicted model, not a curated record. The coding region runs from base 142 to 483 and encodes 113 amino acids. The transcript is spliced from 2 exons. Lineage: Eukaryota; Metazoa; Chordata; Actinopteri; Cypriniformes; Cyprinidae.